This is a messenger RNA of Caenorhabditis auriculariae, 5222 nucleotides long. The record is from the annotation of a GenBank genome assembly. NCBI's taxonomy places the organism in Eukaryota, Metazoa, Nematoda, Chromadorea, Rhabditida, Rhabditidae.
AUGACGAUUGAAACUAAUAAUCAGGUAAAUUUUUCCGAUUUUUCGCCCCUUAAGGGAUCACUUUGAGGUCGAAGAAGCCGAAAAACAGCAAUACGGCGAGAAAUUGCUCGACCGGACGAGUUUCUUCACGGAAUUCUCCACGAAUGCCUAUCUGGAUGUGGGUUUUUCUCUAGCUUCUCUGGAUUCUCGAGGAUUUUUGUGCUCUCUCGGAAUUUCUCUAACCUCUCUAAAUUCUUGAUAUGUCUCAUAAUCAGCAACUUCCUGGUCCCUAUAGGGGUUUAAGGCCUGGCCCCUUAGCCCCUAAAACUCAAGUGGACCCUAGAGGGGUAACAGUUAUCGACUAGCAUGACCCCUAUAGGGAACACUUUUGCAAGCCUUAGUGGCCACUAUAGGGGUUGGUAUCUAGAGAGGACCCUUCAAGGGCCCCUAUAGGGACCAUUUUCGCAAACCUUAGUGGCCACUAUAGGGGUUGUUAAAGUGGUAUCUAGAGAGGACUUUUCAAGGGCCCCUAUAGGGACCACUUUUGCAAUCCUUAGUGGCCCCUAUAGGGAAAUUAAAGUGGUAUAUAGAGAGGACCCUUCAAUGACCCUAUAGGGGCCACUCUGGCGCUGCUAAGUCUCUUCAAAUUUUUUUUUCUUCACUGAUGUUCUUGCCAGACGUCACUGAUCAUCUACAGCUCCAAGAACUGUCAUUUUUUUUCCAGGACUUCUACACAAAAGUCGAUGAUCCGGCCAUGCAAAUGGUCCUCACGUUCUUCCCGAACAUUGUCGCCCGAGUCGGCAAAAUCCAUCGCCUUCUCGAUUUUGGAGCUGGACCAACUAUCCACAUCGCCGCCGCCUAUCGCAAUCAGGCCGAUGAGGUUUGGAAUUUGGAAAAAAAAAUUAUAGCAGAUUCCAGAAGAAUUUCAAAAAGGGACCUGAGAAGUUAGUUAAACUGAAAUUUGAAGAGGGCUAACUUACUAAAAAAAAACUCUAGAGUGGUCCCUAUAAGGGUAACCUUUUGGACCCUUUAGGGACCACUUCACCUCUUAAUUUUCAAACCUCAACAAGGAAUAAAAAGAUCCCUGUAGGGAUCACUUAAGAUUCAGAGGCCUAGGAGUCAAACUAUAAAUCACUAUAGGGACUACUCAAUUUUUACCACUAUAGGGGCCAUUUUUUGUCCCCUGUGGAAGACCCCAAGACCGUUCUAGGGAUCACUUAAGCUUUAGGGGCUUUGGAGUCAAGCUCACUAUAGGGAAUACUCAAAUUUUACCACUAUAGUGGCCAUUUUUCGUCCCCUACUAGUCAUGUCUUCCUGCUCUUACUCCUAUAAGUAUUACUUAAAUUUUAUCCCUAUAGGGAGCACUUUUUGUUCCCCUAUAAGGGUUAUUUUUUGCUCUAAUCCUGUAGGGACCACUCUGGCGUUCCUAGGUAGUUUUGAUUAUGGAAUUUUUUCAAGAAUAGUCUUAGAUCGAUUUUUUUUUGAGGUCAGUCUCAUCAGAAAAAAAAAGAUGAGCCGGAUUUUUCAGAUCUUAGGGCUUAUAACUUCCUCCAACGUUAUUUUAGGAAUUUUUAAAGCUAAAAUUCAAAAUCUGCGUGAAAAACUGUAUCUCGGGAAUUUUUCUUGAAGUUUUUUCUGAGAGUUGAGCCAGAAAUACCGACUGAAAAAAAUUUUUUGAAAAAAAUUCGAACAUUUUCAGAUCUACCUGGCCGAUUACCUGCCACAGAACCGGGUCGAGCUCCAGAAUUGGUUCGACGGAAAAUCGCGAUUCGACUGGUCCGUCCCCCUGAAAACGAUCCUGACCAGGGAGGGAAUCGACUGGUCCGAAUUGGAACGGGUUCAGCCCGCCACUAGGGAAAAGGUCUCUUAUUUUUAUCAUUUUUCAUGUCCUAAGGCUGAAAUUAAGCGUGUCAAUGUCCAAGUUAGUGCCACAGUUUGACAAAAAAAGGUACCAGGAUUUUUUUUUCGACUUUUCUCUGUGUUCAGCUACGUCGGGAAGUUCUGUUUGUGCGAUUUAAAGUCAAAAAGGGGCUUUUUUCCCCUGACCCCUCUAGGGACCACUUGAGCUUUAGGGACUAAGGAGUCGGACCCUAAGCUCAUAUAGGAACUACCUGAACUUCACCUCUAUAGGGGGCACUUUUCGUUCCCUAUAGGGUCUCCUCUAACCCCUAUAGUAACCACCUUUACGUCCCCUGCAGGGGCUGUUUUCUUCCUGACCUCUAAAGGGAUCCCUUGAGAUUUAAAGGCUAAGGGGUCGACCCUUCACCCCCACGGGAACUACUUAAGCUUUACUCUUAUAGGGACCACUUUUUCCUCCCCUAUAGGAGCUGCUUCUCCACUUAAGCCCUAUAGGGACCACUUGAGCUUGAGAGUGAACGAAUCCAUCUCUGAACCCCUAUUGGAUCCAUCUAAGUUUUACCCCUAUAGGGGCCACUGUUUGGUACCGUAUGAAAAGUGUUUCAUCUAGCCCUAUAGGGACCACUUUUUUGUUCCCUAUAGUGGCUGCUUCUUCCUCUAACACCUAUAGGGACCACCUUUUCGUCCCCUAGAGUGGUUGUUUUCCCUCUAACCCCUAUAGGGACCGCUCUAAGAUUCCUAAAAGCUUGUUUAAAUCUGAGAAAAGUUCAAAAGAUCUAGCCUUUUCUAAUUUCUUUAUAGUCGGACCUCGGUAACGAAAACAGGACGUAUCUGAGAGACUCUAGGGAUCACUUAAGAGGGAUGAAACCGCUUAAGUGGUCACUAGAAAUGCCCAGGGCGCGUUACCGAGGUGCUACCAUACUAACUUCCAGGGUUUUUAUUAAAAUAGCGACUUUUGGGAAAAGGAUAACUUAAGACUAGGGGAAGUUUUGUAGAUAAAAUGAUGAAAAUUAAGAAAUUUCCUGGUUGAUUCAUUGAAAAAAAAUAGUAAGAAUAAGAUUUUUCCAGGUCCGAGGCAUUUUCCACUGCGACUGCUUCGCCGACCCCUCCGUCGAAUGUCCCAAAGAACUUCAGAAGACUUUUGACGUCCGUUUUUAUUGAUCCAAUCAAAUUAUGACUGAUUAAUCGAUAUUUUCAGAUGGUCGUGACGAUUUUCUGCGUCGAGUACUGCUGCAACACCUACGAAGAGUACAAAUUGUCGAUCAAGAACAUUGCCGAGCAGAUCAAGCCGGGAGGUGGGCCUUUAGACUUUUUUCCCGUUUCAGAGAUAUGAUUAAUUGCUGGUAACUCAAAUUUGAUCGUUUUCCUCUCUAGUUUCAUUGAUCAUGCUGGAAAAGUCGGUCGGUCGAUUUGGAAAACUAGGCCACGCCAUAAUUUUGCUCUAUGGAUUUUUCAGAACCUUUAUCGUGGAUUUAUCACGAUUUGAAGCUUCUAGAAGCUUUUGCGCAGCUCUGAGCCCUUCCAAAAGUUUUAAAUAAGUCCUGAAAGCCUUUUAGUAGCUCUAUAGGUUUUCUCAAGUCUCCUAGUAGAUCUGAAGGUCUCCAAGAAGUUUUGAGACCUUUUGAAAGCUUACAAAGUUACCUAAAACAUAUUCAAGCUACCUGAGAAAAAUUUUAGAAGCUCUGUAGUUUUUCCCAAGUCUUCAAGAAGUUGUGAAGCGAUUUCAAAGCUUGAAAAGUCACUUAAAACUUGUUCUGGCUGCCUGGAAAUUUUUCAGAAGUUUAUUCAUUUUUCUAAGCUCUCUAGAAGUUAUGUAGGUCUCCAAGAAGCUGUGGGACCUUCUGAAGGUUCAAAAAGCUCCUUAAAACUUGUUUAGGCUACCGGAAACUUGGAGAAUUUUUUAGAAGCUUUCUAGAUUUUGCUAGAUGUUCUGAAGGCCUCCAAGAAGUUUUGUGAACCUUUCAGAGCUCAAAAAGUUACCUAAGAGUAGUUCAGGGUAGCUGAGAAAGUUUUUAGAAGCUUUAUGGGUUUCUUUAGAACUCCUAGAAGUUCUGAAGGUCUCCAAGAAGCUGUGGGACCUUCUGAAAGUUCAAAAAGCUGUCAAAACUUGUUCAGGCUACCUAGAGAGCUUCAAGAAGCUCUGUAGAUUUCCCCAGAUCUCUCAGAUAUUUUGAAGGUCUUCAAAAAGUCGUGGGACCUUCUGAAAGCUCUGAAAGUUACCUGAAUGUUUUUCAGCCCCCUGAAGAUGGGGAGCGUUUCGGGGAAGUUUUUAGUAGCUUCAAAGCCUUUUCCGAGUCUCCUAGAAGCUCUCAAGGUCUCUAAGACGUUUUGUGACUAUUUUUUUUAGCUCUAAAAGUUACCAAAAACUAGUUCAGACCACCUGGAAAUCUUUCAGAAGCCUAUAAAUUUUCCUAAGCUUCCUAGAAAUUCUGAAGGUCUCCGAGAAGUUGUGGGACCUUUUGAAUGCUCAAAAAGCUACCAAAAUCUGUUCAGGCAACUUAAAAAGUUUCUAGGAGCUCUGUAGAUUUUUUCAAGCUUCUUAGAGGUUUUGAUGGUCUUCAAGAAGUUGUUCUGACCGUUUUGAAGCUCUAAAAGUUACAUUAAACUUUUUCAGGCUGUCUAAAAAAAUUUUUCUAGUAGAUUUAUAUAUUUUAUCAAGCCUCCUAGAAGUCCAUAAGGUCUCUAAGAAGUUGUGCGAUACCUUUGAAGCUCAAGAAGUUACCUGAAACUUGUUUAGGCUAUCUGGGAAAGUUUCUAGAAGCUCUAUAGUUUCCUUUGAUCUCCUAGAAGAUCUGAUGGUCUCUAAGAAGUUGUGGGACAAUUUUGAAGCUCUAAAAGUUACCUAAAACUGGUUCAGGCUACCUGGGAAAGGUUUCAGUAGCUCUAUAGUUUCCUUUGAUCUCCUAGAAGAUCUGAUGGUCUCCAAGAAGCUGUAGGACAAGUUCGAAGCUCUAAACGCUACUUUGAAAUUGUUCAGGCUACCUGGAGGAGUUCCUAGUAGCUCUGUAGGUUUUUCCAAGUUAAGUAGAAGUUCUCAAUUUUUCUAAGAAGUUGUGUGGCAAUUUUGAAGCUGAAGAAAUUACCUGAAACUCGUUUAGGCUACCUGGAAAAGUUCCUAGUAGUCCUCAGGGUCUCUAAGAAGUUGUGCGACAGUUUCAAAGCUCAGAAAGUUACCUGAAACUUUUUCAGGCUACCUGGUGAUGGGCGGAAUCCUGGAAGAGACCUGGUGCUCCUUCGGAGGCCGAAAGUUCACCUGUCUCUACAUAACCAAGGAGAUGAUGCUCUCGGCCCUCGAAGAAGUCGGACUUUUCGUCGAGAAAGACAGGACCUGCGUCCUCUACGAGAUCAACGGCAUGUUCAUGAUCUUGGCCAAGAAACAGCUUUAG